AUGGCUUUUCCACUCGAGUCCGACAUCGCGGAUGAGCAGCUCGACAUGGACUUUCUUGAACCACCUCGCCCUACCAGCCGACUUGGGUUUAACAGCGAGCUCACCCCCGCCUCCCCACAACCACACCGUGCCGCAAAGCGCCCGCGAUACACCACUUCUCCAACCAAAUGGACCAAAGCGCUGCUUCAGAGAAUCGGUCUCUCGACAACGCCUGGCAAAACCGAGAUUACGACCCUCACGACAUUGGAAAACGACCCAGAAGACGAAGACGCGGACCCGUUGUCUUUCGCUACUCUCCCUUCUCUAGCAUCAUCAGCAACCUCGCCAUCCUCGUUGGACUGCGACAAGUCAUUCGAACAAGACGACUCUGAUGAUUCCUCCUCCGAAGACUCUGACUUUGAUUUUGACUCGUUUGUUGACGAGAACGAUGCUGAAGAGCUCGAUUUGUUUCAGUUGGAGCCAACAUCCACUAUUUGUCGCCCUCCCUCCCCACCUCUCCCUCCCCGCGUCAACAUUCCUAAUAAACCGCCCACCAAAACAUCAUCUUUGUCUGCAUCUUCGCCUGCAUCGACUGCCGAGAAUUCUUAUAGCCCAUCGCCACUUUCCCCAAUGUAUACUGGCCGUUCUUCCCGAACCGCAACCAAGCCAUUCCGGCAUGCAUAUGGCAACCAUGGCCGGAGCAAAUACUCUCUUCUUCACUGCAAAUUUCUCUGGGCUGUCCGCGAAGAGCAAUGGGAAGCACAUACCGCCCGUUUGCGCGAUGCCCAAGCUUAUUCGGGACUUGUCCUUCCCAAGUCGACACUACGACCGCCACGUUCAUUUCCCGUCUCCGAUCCUGAGCCAGCGCCGAUACCGCCAAUGACCAUCCACCCAAGGCAUGGUGAUUUGUCCGCUUUGCACGAUCCGCAAGCAACACAUUUGGAUCGCUGCUUCGUCGGAAUGCAGCCAUGGACGAUUUCCAAGACGCUGUGGAUGUAUGAUGUCCAUUUGUGGGCUGCUUGGCAAGCAAAUCACGACGAUGGAAUCGAUUUUGAUGACGAUGUUAGCGAGAACGAGUCUAUGGCGGCAUCUAUUUCCAGUGCUAGCGACGACUCGGACUCAACAUUGGUCGAUGAAACCCAAGACGAGACUAUGGUUGACAUUUCGCUGUCGAAUGAGGAGGAACAUCCACAACUCAAAAAGUUUAUCGUCACGCGUCCAGAUCCAUUCGGUGUCGGCUGGGAAACUUCUUGGGCGAAGCGGUGGGAACUCCUCAUUGAACUUGUCCGCAUUGACACGGAGCGGGAACGCCAACAAGCGGAGAUCCUACAGAAAAUACAGCCGCAGCCCAACAAACGGCCUAAAUUUUUCAUCGGUGACGACGACGAGAGUGACGACCAGGAUGGCAUGAUGCUUUUCUGA
Molecule: messenger RNA, 1401 nt
Organism: Mycena indigotica
Lineage: Eukaryota; Fungi; Basidiomycota; Agaricomycetes; Agaricales; Mycenaceae
Product: NCS cytosine-purine permease
Exons: 1
Coding region: 1-1401 (466 amino acids)
Source: RefSeq, a predicted model, not a curated record